Suillus clintonianus is the source of this 537-nucleotide messenger RNA. RefSeq lists its product as uncharacterized. NCBI's taxonomy places the organism in Eukaryota, Fungi, Basidiomycota, Agaricomycetes, Boletales, Suillaceae. The annotation marks the transcript as partial. The record is from RefSeq and is a predicted model, not a curated record. The transcript has a single exon.
AUGAAGUUUAUUCUUGCUCUUCGGGAGGCAUCGCUAGAUGAUGGGAUUGGACUCACAGGGGAUGCACUCGAACGUUUGCGAAACCCACCAAGACGUCAACCAGAGUUUGGUAGUGCUGACAUCGAGUAUGGUGUCUCCCUUUUUCUCGCCCUCGAGCACUCAUCAGAAGAUGCUUUUCAUAAGACUCGUGCUGCUACUCUCGCGCGACAUCCCGAGGAUGAUAUACCAAGUCUACACCGGGUGAAAAAAAUCAUCAGCGACCUCUCGGGAGUGACAUCUAUUAUCAAGGAUAUGUGCAUCGACUCCUGCGUGGCCUUUGUCGGUCCGUACGCUGAGCUUGACGAAUGUCCGAUGUGUCAGAAGCCACGAUAUGACCCCAUUAAGCUUCAGCUGAGUGGAGGCCGAGUCAAGCAGCCUCAGCAGGUAUUCCAUACCUUCCCUAUUGGCCCACAGCUUCAGGCUCUCUGGCAGCAUCCUGAUAGUGCUCGUCAGAUGCACUACCGCCGUCGCCGCACGCAGGAGAUAAUUGAGCAGUUG